GCAGCUAUGUGAGCAUCUGAAGCUGUCCUCCUGCAGUUCAACUGCCACCCCAGCCAUCACAACUGUGCUCCGGGUUUCAUGUUACAGGUUAUCUGCUUUCAAAAACACAGCAGCCCUGACCAUAUGAGUCAGCUUUGCAAACUGCCCUGCUAUUGCUAGGGACACAGCGGGACUCCGGCCAAGACUUCCCCUCAGUUUUCUGCCAAAGUCUGUGUCAGAUGUAAGACACAUGCUCCCGCACGCUUCCUUGAAGACUGGGAAAAGUCAGAAUCCAUCGUUAGGUUCCAGCCUGCUGUAGCCGCAAGUGUCGGUGGUCACACCACCUCCUUAUAAAGCAGCUAGAACCUAGGGCAUAGGGUCGAGAUUUUUUUUUUUCUUUCUUUUGGCUUUCUGGACACGAAAUGACUGGAGAGUGAUUUCUAGCAUAAAGUGGAAGCCAGGGCCACCUCCUGAUUAUUUUUGCAGCAGGAACUUUUAAAAGGUUUUUUUUUUUUUUUUUUUUUUUUGCAUCUUUCUCCCAUACUAAGAUUGUGUGCGGCAGGGGGUGUCCCUUGACUAACUCAAGUCGUUUUGAUUACGACUGAUCAUGUGAUUUUCCAUGUGAAGUUUUGGGGUUUUGAACUUUGCUUCUGGAGAAUGCCUUUUGCCCCACUUUUCAGGAGCUGCCUGGUGUCAAGCGCUUAGUCAUCAGUGGCCCUUUAAAAUAUCCAAAAUGUAUAGAGAGUGGACAGUGAUGAAUGUUCUCAUGAUGUCCUACGUGUACCUGGUGCAGGGCUUCAAUAGUGACCAUGGACCAGUGAAGGAUUUUUCUUUCGAGCAAUCAUCCCGAUCAAUGUUGGAACGAUCUGAACAACAGAUCAGAGCUGCUUCUAGUUUGGAGGAGCUGCUGCAAGUUGCACACUCCGAGGACUGGAAGCUGUGGAGAUGCCGGCUGAAGCUCAAGAAUCUUGCCAGUAUGGACUCACGCUCAACAUCCCAUCGCUCCACUAGAUUUGCGGCAACUUUCUAUGAUACGGAAACGCUAAAAGUUAUAGAUGAGGAAUGGCAGAGAACCCAGUGCAGCCCUCGAGAGACCUGCGUGGAAGUCGCCAGCGAGCUGGGAAAGACAACCAACACGUUCUUCAAGCCCCCCUGCGUGAACGUGUUCCGGUGUGGAGGCUGCUGCAAUGAGGAGAGUGUGAUGUGUAUGAACACCAGCACCUCCUACAUCUCCAAACAGCUCUUUGAGAUAUCAGUGCCUCUGACAUCAGUGCCUGAGUUAGUGCCUGUUAAAAUUGCCAACCAUACAGGCUGUAAGUGCUUGCCCACGGGCCCCCGCCAUUCCUACUCAAUUAUCAGAAGAUCCAUUCAGAUCCCAGAAGAAGAUCAAUGUCCUCAAUCCAAGAAACUCUGUCCUAUUGACAUGCUGUGGGAUAACACCAAAUGUAAAUGUGUUUUACAGGAUGAGAAUCCACUCCCUGGAACAGAAGACCACUCUUAUCUCCAGGAACCAGCUCUCUGUGGACCACACAUGAAGUUUGACGAAGAUCGUUGUGAGUGUGUCUGCAAAACAUCAUGUCCUGGAGAUCUCAUCCAGCACCCAGAAAACUGCAGUUGCUUUGAAUGUAAAGAAAGUCUAGAGAGCUGCUGCCAAAAACACAAGAUUUUUCACCCAGACACAUGCAGGUCAAUGGUCUUUUCGCUUACCCCUUAACUGCAUUGACUGGUGCCAUUUAAAGGGCACAGCGAUCUGAUUCGGUGUGGCUCCUUUGUCUCAUUGCCCAAGCAACCCCUUAAAAAACAGACAAACAGAGGUCUGGCAUCUCACACAUAAGUGGAAGUAUAUAGAGUGAUGAUGAAUUCUGUUGUUGUUUCAAAACAGGGUCUCAUGAAUUUCACACCUGCACCAUCAUGCCUGCUAUCGUGCAAAACAAUAUCUAUCAUAAGCAAAACAAGAAGUCACUGACAUUUAAACAAUCAGAUUAAGGGCGGUUCAGCUCAGCAAGCUUUCUCUCUCUCUCUCUCUCUCUCUCUCUCUCUCUCUGUGUGUGUGUGUGUGUGUGUAUGUGUGUGUUUUCUCAAUGAAGUAGCAGGCUAGCACUAGAUUUGUGUAGGCAAGAAGUUUCUGGAUGACUAUGACCCUUGGAGGCUGUUGAUUGGACUUUGAUCAAUUUCAAACCUACCCAAAUUAACCACUGAGAUUUUUUUAAAUAAUUAAACUUUUUCUUUGAUGAUUUCAUGCACACAGAAAAUGCAUUCUAAUUACUUGUACCCUUACACUCUCUUACCUCCAUCCUACUCCUGUCCACCCAUUUCCUCCCUUCAAGUCCCUCUCCCACACUCAGAUCUCUUUGUUUUGUUUUGUGACCCUCUAUAGACAGUCGGGGCCAUCUGUGUGACCACAGGUUUGGAACCAUCUGUCAGAGCUUGUUCUGUUCACCCACCUGUAGCACCACAGCCGAAGACAGUGACUCCCAGUCUCCCAGCUUCUAUCGGUAGCCUACAGUUCAUUACGGAGGGGUGGGGCCCCUCACAAAUGCAGAAGUGGCCACCUUGUGUAGGCCUAGGGCAGAUUCUCGCAGCUGUUGUGAGUUCCUAAUUGCAAAGGCUGCAUCAGGCCUCCAAGAUGGCAUUGCCUAGCCCUUCUCUCUGGCUUCUGAUUGGGACAUUUUCCCGGCCCCUCUUCUGCGAUGUGCCCUGAGCUUUAGAGGAGGCGGUAUCAACAUCUUCGUUAGGGCCGAGCCCCCAGCCAGUUGAGUGCCCCUUAGAAUAUUACAUUGACAUUUUAAACACGUCCGGAAAUUCUUCUUUGAAAGCAGAAUCAAAUGAAAUCAGAGCUGAAUGGUUUCCUUGAAGUUGACCCUUGCUCCUAAAUUCCCAUCUUCACUCUCUUUUUCAACAGCUGUGAGGACAGAUGUCCUUUUCACACCAGAACAUGCGCGAGUAGAAAGCCAGGCUAUGGAAAGCACUGCCGCUUUCCAAAGGGGCCAAGGGCCCAGGGCUUCACAGCCAAGAGCAUCCUUGAUUCAACUGUCUCCCAAGUUCCUCAUCCCUGUUAUUUUAAAUAGCCUGCUGCUUUAUCGAGCUGCUGUCAGUGAGGCCCACCCCCCAGGUGUUAGAAAACUUGAUUUUACCUAAUGCCGUGGUGAAUCCACAUUCCCGUGCAAGAGCUGCUGGGUGAGUCCCUGGUUCACUGACAAAUGACUUCUAGCUUCAGGUGCAUCCGCACACCAGUGCUCAGGAAGGAAGGGGUCUGGAGAGUCCUUUGUUCUGAUGAAUGAGAAAGGGUUGCUUGCCACCGAGUAGCAGGUGCCGCGUGAUUGAGUAAUCAGACUGGCAAAGUCCGAGUGCGCUGCUUAGGAAUUCUUCUGGUUCUUUCUUUUGCGGAAUUUCAUUUGGAUGCUCAGCAUUGAUGUAAUUCCUGUUCAGCUUCUACUUUUCAAGUUUAUUGAGCCACUGCCUGAUGUUUCAUUUUUAAAUGUAUUUAAAGGAAAUAAACAUCAUUAUUCAAGCCGUAGAACUUGGUGUCCUUUGCUCUGCUGUUCCUCUGUAUUUAGUGCUAAUGGGAAAUAUUUUCAAGACAAAAGAAAAUCUAGAGAUGGGAGGUGAGGGAACAAACAAAUAGACUAAAACUAUACCUCAGUUUUGGGGAGCCAAGGCAGAGUUCCCAGCACGCUUAUCAUUCUAAAUAAGGGUGACGCCAGAAUGCCGGGAAUCACCCCACUGCCCUCUGGCUCUGUCCUCACACUCCGUGGCAUGUGAAUAAAUUGAACUUGAACAUCAUCCUUUUAGGACGAGGAACCUAACCAUGCUAAGAUCUCCCCACCAUUUGGGAUUAAGCAAACAAAACCCGUG
Molecule: messenger RNA, 3834 nt
Organism: Alexandromys fortis (reed vole)
Lineage: Eukaryota; Metazoa; Chordata; Mammalia; Rodentia; Cricetidae
Gene: Vegfd
Product: vascular endothelial growth factor D
Exons: 6
Coding region: 713-1693 (326 amino acids)
Biological process (GO): positive regulation of mast cell chemotaxis; positive regulation of protein phosphorylation; positive regulation of endothelial cell proliferation
Cellular component (GO): membrane
Molecular function (GO): chemoattractant activity; vascular endothelial growth factor receptor 3 binding; growth factor activity
Source: RefSeq, a predicted model, not a curated record